UCGUUAAUAAGAUGUUUCGGUGCUAUAUUUGUAGUACAUUUUUAUGUUUCGAUAAUAAGUCGCUUCUAAAUCAUUACAAAGAAUUCCAUCCUUUAUUAAAAAUAUAUAGAUGUAACGAUAAUAAUUGCAGCAGAUCUUUUGCUAUAUUUGAUUCUUUUAAGAAACAUAGAUAUAACAAACAUUUAUCAGAGACUAAUAUUACAUAUAAUAACCAAACUAUAAAACAAUAUGAUCAAAACGUCGAUUUCAUAGAUGCAAUAGAUAAAUUCUUACCGGUGGGAACAAAUCCAAAUAUACAACAUUAUGAAGAUAAAAAAUGUAAAAAUGUGGAGUAUAUAGUAGAUCCCAUACAAAUUAACGCUGAUUCUGAUAUUAAAAUUGAUUUAGAAGACGAUUUAUUUUUCGACAUUUCACAAAACGAUAGCCACAAUACUAGUGAAGCGACAAACGUAAAAGAGAAACAUAAAGAAAUGAUUAAUUUCACAAGUAAGUUAUACGCUUAUUUAGACGUACCUCGUGUUAGGGUAAAUGAUAUUGUGAGAAGUACAGGAAAUCUCAUCGACAAUUAUUUACUUUUACUAGAAAAACAUUUAUUAAAUCGACUCGAAACUUUUAAUUUAAGUAUAGAUUCAAUAUCUGCUAUUAAAGAAGUAUUCGCAGAUUUUAGUGACCCUUUCACGGAUUGUAAAAGCGAAUGGCGUUUUUUUAAAUUGUUGAAAUGCUAUGAUACAUUUAUACUUCCUGAACAAUAUUUAAUUGGAGAAAGAGAAGAAUUCCGAGAAAAGAAUGGCGUUAAUAUUAUUGAAAGUAUUCCAGUGUAUGCACAGUUUAUUCCUCUUCGCAAAGUUUUUCAAAAAAUAUUUGAAAUCCCAAAUCUUUUUGACGAAACAUUAAGAUAUUACCAAUCGCUGAGAUCAAAUAACAAUAUUAUAGAAAAUUUUGUUCAGGGAUCUCUUUGGGAAGAGAUAAGUUCGCAUUUUAUAGGAAAGCUUGUUUAUCCUAUUUUUUUAUUUUUUGAUGAUUAUGAGAAUAAUAAUGUGUUGGGCUCUCAUAAAGGCUUAUCUAAGUGCGGCGCAGUUUAUGUAACUAUACCAUGUUUACCUCCUUACAUGCAAUCAAAGUUAGAUAAUAUUUUUCUGUUCCUAUUAUUUAACUCACUUGAUCGACAAAUGUUUGGCAAUAGAAGUGUUUUUCAAAAAGCAAUUGACGAGUUGCAUUACCUACAAACAGAAGGUAUAACAAUUAAACAUAAAGAUGGAAACAAGCAAGUAUAUUUUGUUUUGUCUUUAGUGGUGGGAGACAAUUUGGGUGUCCAUUCUAUCUUUGGUUUCGUGGAAAGUUUCAAUGCUACAUUUUUUUGUCGAUUUUGUCUAAUUAAUAGAAAAAAUAUUUGUGAUUUUUUAGAUGAACGUAUGUGCAUUCUCCGUAAUGUAGAUAAUUAUACUUCAUUUUUGGCAUUAAAGGAUGUGAGUAAAUCUGGUAUAGUUAGUCAGUGUGUGUUCAAUGAUUUAAAUUAUUUUCACGUUACAAAAAAUUUAUGUGUAGAUGUUAUGCAUGACAUUUUAGAAGGUGUAUGCAGA
Messenger RNA from Temnothorax curvispinosus, 1580 nucleotides. RefSeq lists its product as uncharacterized. NCBI's taxonomy places the organism in Eukaryota, Metazoa, Arthropoda, Insecta, Hymenoptera, Formicidae. The record is from RefSeq and is a predicted model, not a curated record. The annotation marks the transcript as partial. The transcript has a single exon.